Messenger RNA from Staurois parvus, 423 nucleotides. NCBI's taxonomy places the organism in Eukaryota, Metazoa, Chordata, Amphibia, Anura, Ranidae. The record is from the annotation of a GenBank genome assembly.
AUGUCAGAACGGUACAGAUAUCCCCCAAAUGUCAGGACGGACAGAUAUCCCCCAAAUGUCAGGACGGUACAGAUAUCCCCCAAAUGUCAGGACGGUACAGAUAUCCCCCAAAUGUCAGGACGGUACAGAUAUCCCCCAAAUGUCAGGACGGUACAGAUAUCCCCCAAAUGUCAGGACGGUACAGAUAUCCCCCAAAUGUCAGACGGUACAGAUAUCCCCCAAAUGUCAGGACGGUACAGAUAUCCCCCAAAUGUCAGAACGGUACAGAUAUCCCCCAAAUGUCAGGACGGUACAGAUAUCCCCAAAUGUCGAGACGGUACAGAUAUCCCCCAAAUGUCAGGACGGUACAGAUAUCCCCCAAAUGUCAGGACGGUACAGAUAUCCCCCAAAUGUCAGGACGGUACAGAUAUCCCCCAAAUGUCA